AUCCAUUACAAGGACUGAUUACUGAUCCAAUAAUCGUACGGCUGAGAACCAAUCAACUUGACGGUCUCGAUUCUUCUUUGGCGUCCGCCACAAGCGUCAGUGGGGAGAGCAUUGAGAGUGAAACACCGUGAGACUUCUCAUCUCGCCAUCUCGGUGUAAAACCAGGGCGUCCGUCCGUACAAUAUAGGGUCUCAGACCAUCGAUCAGCCAUGUACAGAACUGCAGCUUCACGCCUUGGGGUUCUCAAGGGCCAUAGAAUCAGUAGGUUACCUUCAAGAUUUACAAGUUCAAGUGCUGCUUCCUUGCAAUCAUCCUCUUUGGGUGGUCUCUUCAGCUGGCUGACUGGUGACAAGUCCAAUUCUUUGCCUCCUCUGGACUUCCCCCUUCCAGGAGUUGAACUUCCACCCACAUUGCCUGAUUAUGUUGAACCUGGAAAAACCAAGAUUACGACUCUCCCAAAUGGCGUGAAAGUUGGCUCUGAAACAUCACCGAAUCCUGCAGCAUCAAUAGGGUUGUAUGUUAACUGUGGUUCAGUAUAUGAGUCUCCAGCCUCAUUAGGGGUCACACAUUUACUGGAGCGGAUGGCAUUCAAAAGCACAAGAAACCGCAGCCACUUGCGUAUUGUGCGUGAAGUUGAGGCAAUUGGGGGCAAUGUGCAAGCCUCGGCAUCUCGGGAGCAGAUGGGAUACACCUAUGAUGCUCUAAAGACCUAUGUUCCAGAGAUGGUGGAGUUGCUUAUUGAUUGUGUGAGAAAUCCUGUCUUCCUUGAUUGGGAGGUCAAUGAACAACUUCAGAAGGUCAAAGCUGAGAUUAGUGAAGCCUCUAACAAUCCUCAAGGAUUGCUUUUGGAAGCAAUUCAUUCUGCUGGUUUUUCUGGUCCAUUGGCUAAUCCUCUUUUGGCACCUGAAUCUGCAAUAAAUAGAUUGAACGGUACAAUCUUGGAGGAAUUUGUUGCCGAAAAUUUUACUGCUCGCCGGAUGGUACUUGUGGCUUCUGGUGUUGAACACGAGGAACUGGUGUGCAUUGCAGAGCCCCUUUUAUCUGAUCUACCUGAAGCUAGUAAUACUGUAGUGCCAAAAUCUGUUUACACAGGAGGUGAUUUUCGCUGUCAAGCAGAUUCAGGGGACCAAAGAACCCAUUUUGCUCUUGCAUUCGAAUUUCCUCAUGGCUGGCAUGAUGACCAUGAUGCCAUGACCUUGACUGUUCUUCAGAUGCUAAUGGGUGGAGGCGGAUCCUUCUCAACUGGUGGCCCUGGGAAAGGAAUGUACUCAAGGCUAUAUCUUCGAGUCCUGAAUGAAUAUCCACAAAUUCAAUCCUUUACAGCAUUCAGCAACAUUUAUGAUCGUACUGGCAUAUUUGGUAUCCAAGCUACCACCGGUUCUGAUUUUGCAUCAAAAGCUAUAGAUUUAGCAGCUAAUGAGCUAAUUGCAGUUGCUUCACCGGGUGCAGUUGACCCAGUGCAGCUAGCUCGUGCAAAACAGUCAACAAGGUCUGCUAUUUUGAUGAAUUUGGAAUCUAGAAUGAUUGCUUCAGAAGAUAUAGGUAGACAGAUUUUGACAUAUGGCGAGAGGAAACCUUUGGAGCAUUUCUUGAAGAUUGUAGAUUCAGUUACAUUGCAAGAUAUUACGAAAAUUGCGCAAAGGCUAAUUUCUUCCCCUCUAACAAUGGCAUCAUAUGGAGAUGUUGUCAAUGUCCCAACCUAUGAUUCAGUCAGCAGCAAGUUCAAGGCGAAAUGAUUUUUUUUUUUUUUUUUGCUGACCUGGGUGGACACUUGAUCAGUUGUCUAUAUUAAUGUGUAUCAGCUAAACUUGAAGCUUUUUUACGUUAAUAAAUUGGUGAUCCUUGGAAAGCAGCAUUUUGCUAUGCCUGAUA
This is a messenger RNA of Hevea brasiliensis (rubber tree), 1872 nucleotides long. RefSeq names its product mitochondrial-processing peptidase subunit alpha. Gene Ontology annotation, cellular component: mitochondrion. Gene Ontology annotation, biological process: proteolysis. The transcript is spliced from 13 exons. NCBI's taxonomy places the organism in Eukaryota, Viridiplantae, Streptophyta, Magnoliopsida, Malpighiales, Euphorbiaceae. Gene Ontology annotation, molecular function: metal ion binding; metalloendopeptidase activity. The record is from RefSeq and is a predicted model, not a curated record. Bases 210 to 1736 code for a protein of 508 amino acids.